AUGUCGUCGUCGUCGUCUUCAACUUCAAAACCCACACAGGCCCCCACAACAUCUCGGGGAAAAACAGUGGGUGACAAGACUGACACAAAGGCGCCGGCACCCCCUCCGGGCUCUCCUCUAGAUGGCAACACAACCAUCACAGAGAGUGAGACGUCACGGAUCCCCUCCCACACCCCAACUGCCUCAACCGGGCAGACCCCCCCCCCGGGGGCCGCAAGGCCCCCACACCCCCCCCCACCUCCCCCCUCCCCCAUCGGGUCAAUGACCCCCUCAUCCCCCCCUUCCGGGUCAGCAAAGAGGUCCGAGGCCCCCUUUGCUGACCCCAAAAAUCCCACCCCAAAAACCCCCACCCCUCCACCCAAGAAGAAAACAUUAACACUCACUUUUGACAAAAAAACAACAACUUCACAAACAACAAAAACAGAAGAAAUCUCUCCCAUGUCAGAGAGCUCAAAUAAGACAACAACCACAAAACACCCAGGAAGGAUACAGAAAAAAAGGUAUGCAGCGCCAAGGAAAGGAGACCCUAAACUUGGCAAAAGCAUAGCCUUACUACAGGAUCUAGGAAAGAAAACGUCCACAGGUGGCCUACGCAGAGCGGUUACCAUCAAGAAUGCUCAAACAAGCGCGAGAAUGGCCGCCGCAGACGACAACAGAGACCUCGCAGAAGUAUCCUUCCAAGGAGACUCACCAACCAAACCAAAGCCGGACGAGGACACCACACCACCAGUAACACCAACGUCCACAACGGGACUGUUGUCGUCGCCAGAACUGGAGGUGAAGGAGCCAGAACCCGAGGGACCCGCACCCACUGCUCAACACUCCACUCCGACAUCAUCGCCACGAGUCGACCACUACAGCAUCGUUGUGUCCACAACACCAGUCGAGACACCGCAAUGCGAGGACGAGGACGACUUCGAUGAAAGGAUCUCGGAGAUAGACCAGGAGCUAUCAGACCUGGGAGUCUGGGAGCACACAGAGGGACUCUCGGAGGAUGACGCCUCCGAAACUGGAAGUGACGGCGGACGACCGAGUUUUCUCCCCCCCAUCGGACAACGAACGGCAGUAAGUAAAGAUCUCGCAACCGAGAGAGCCCGCGAAGUCAUGAUGGAGGGUAAAACAGCACUAGAGAAGCCCCGAAACUUGGACAAAAAGGUGAAGGCGAUCGCUGUAAACGCCCUCAGCGACCUAUAUGAACUCGUGUUGGCCCUGGCGGACUCCAGACAAAGGCAUCGCCUUAACCUGGAAAUUGAAAAGACCAGGUCCGCAAAGGAAUUAGCAAGGGUAGAGAGGGAGCACGCAAAGACACUGAGCUCUCUCCAAAAAGAGUUUGCCGAAGCUAUGCAAAAGGGAAGUGCAGACCACCAACGCACCCAUACAUCUGUGGACAAGGUCCAGGGCUGGCUUGACUUUGAGAUGGACGGAUUGUUCAAGACAGUCCAAGCCAUCCACGCGGAGGUCAGGUCGGCCCGCGCGCAAGCCUCAGUCCCACCCCCAAAACCAUCGGCAAACUCCACGGAACCCAAGCAGUACCCGGCACAGGACUACGGCGCGGUCCUAAAAGAAAUAUCGGACAAAGUAACCUCAUUGGCGACGGAACUCCACUACAUCAAGGAGGACUCAAAAGCAGCCAAGACAAUCCGAUAUAGCCCACCAUCAAGCCCCGAGCAGUGCCCCCAACCAACAUCAGAUGCUACCGCCCUUGAGGGAAUAAGAGGAGACCUCCGACGAAUUGAGGACUCCAUCAGCCUCCUCAAGGCUAGCAUCGAGGCCAAAUCGACCCCAAAGCGGGAAGACAUCAAAACGGACCUGAAGGAGGCACUGGCACCACUAACGGGCAAAGCCAAGGAAAUCGCUGAGGGCGUAGAGGAGCUAAAGGACAUAACCUACGCCGGGAACGGUCCUCAACCUGCGGGGGCUCUUGGAUUGGGUGCUGAAAUGGCCCUCACCGACACGACUGCUCAAUUGGAGGACCUCAUCAAUCCACUAAGGGCGGACGUGGCUGAGGCGGCGAGCCAGAGCAGGACCUUGAAGGAGACCCUCGUGUGGUUCAACUCGGCCCACAAAGACAAGCAGACGCGGCCCGUGAACGAAGUCGCACAAUCAAAAUCAUACGCAGCGGUACUUAAAACACAACCACCCAAGAAGCCGAACCACGCAAUAAUAGUUUCCAGUACUGAUCCCACAAACACCGGGGACAAAGUACUGGCAGCUAUUAGAGACACGCUAGAUUUCAAAACAACUGGAAUCACGGUGGAACGCGUGCGCAAGGCCAAAAACAGCAAGGUGGUGCUUACCUGCGACACAGGAGACAAUAUUAAAAAAAUUAGCACCCAAAUUUCUAAAAAUAAAAACCUCAUAGUCAAAGAGGCAAAAGCGUCUAAUCCUCUCAUAAAAAUUAAAAAUAUCUUGGCAUACCAUACGGAUGAGGAACUGGUAGAAAACCUUAAGGCCCAAAACAAAAAAGUCUUUGCAGACUUGGCCAAGGAAGACCGAUUCGUAAAGGUACGCUACAGAAAAAGAGCGAGAAACGUACACCAGUGUCAUCCGGUGCUGGAAGUGUCCCCCAAGUUGCACAGCAGAAUACUCGAGGCGGGAGUUUUACACAUCGGUCUCGAGCGAGGGUCAGUAGAAGAUCAGUCGCCCCUCAUACAAUGCUCCAAGUGCCUAGGCUUCGGUCACACCAAGGCACUUUGCAAGGAAAAGGAGCAGCUAUGCAACUUCUGUGGAGAAAACCACGCAUGGCAAGAUUGCCCGAACAGAGCGGCAGGUAAUCCACCGAAGUGCAGAAACUGCACCAAUUCUAAGAGGGACAACCCAGAAACACCACCCCACAUGGCAUAUAGUGAUAUAUGCCCUGAGCGACAAACGUGGGACCGGAUAGCACGUUCCAAAACGGCAUACUGCUAA
Ostrinia nubilalis (European corn borer) is the source of this 2910-nucleotide messenger RNA. Its product is annotated as neurofilament heavy polypeptide-like. NCBI's taxonomy places the organism in Eukaryota, Metazoa, Arthropoda, Insecta, Lepidoptera, Crambidae. Bases 1 to 2910 code for a protein of 969 amino acids. The record is from RefSeq and is a predicted model, not a curated record. The transcript has a single exon.